AUGGCCAGCAUAUGGAAUGGAACUGGGGGAGCGGCCAGCGUAUGGAACAGGGGGGCCCCCCAGCUGCGGGCAGUGAUACAGGGGCAGGGGGGAGGCAGUCGGCAGACAGUAGUUGGCAUUCAGUGCCGGAGCCCAGAGGAUCUGCUUGGGAUCUGUUCCCUGUGACCUUAUCAGGAUGCAAUAUCCGCGCAGGGGAGGAGGCGGAGGGAAGCGGAGGGAGGCAUGUGUGCUGGGGAGGAGGAGGGUACAGCGCUGUAUUCCCGAGCUUUGCUGCUGACGAGCAGAACCUGUCGGGGAAUCAGUGAAUGGGAAGCGGCAGCAGCGGCUUUGUUGGAGCAGCGAGAGGCAGGGGGGCCGCACAGCAAUGCCCCUCCGCUUAUUGGCCCCCAGCAGCCCCUAACAAGUCUCUGAGCCUCGGACGCUCUACUCGCUGAAACAUGUGCCAUGGAAUGUGUGUGCGGAGGGCACGUCUCUUUCUAGGGCAGCGGCAGUCUCUCCUGGCUCUGCUCCUCUGGGUCCAGCUGUCUCUGUGCUUCGGUCCUGUCCAUCUGUCUGUGGGAUUUGAUGAUCUGACGACUUGCGCUGUCCCCGAGGUGCCAGAAAAUGGCUACAGGACACAGAGCAUGGGGAUCUUCUUUGAAAACGCGGUGGUCCGGUUCCACUGCAAGAGCGGCUACAAGCUCAAGGGCCCCUCAAAGAAGAUGUGCGUGCAGCUGUAUAAUGGCUCCCUCGCCUGGAAGCCCAGCGACACCCCUGUGUGCCUGCAGGAAGUCACAGAUUGCCUCGCCCCGUACGUGGAGGACGCCGAUAUACUUAACAAGACCUACAAGACGGGGGACAAGCUGAUAAUGAGCUGCCGUGAUGGAUUUCAGACUCGUUACCCAGACUUGGACAACAUGGCGUCCAUAUGUCAGGAUGAUGGAACGUGGGACAAUCUCGCCAUGUGCCAAGGCUGCCUGAGACCGCUGGUUCAGCCCCACAGUUACAUUAACAUCUCGGAGUUUGAUUUCUCCUUCCCGGUGGGCCGAGUGGUCUAUUACCAGUGUUUCCCCGGCUACAAGCUGGAAGGGGCCGAGUACAUCGAGUGUAUGUACAACCUCAUCUGGUCGGCGGAACCUCCCCGGUGCCUCGAUGUGGAAGUCUGCCCACUUCCUCCCAUGGUGACCCACGGAGACUACACGUGCCACCCCCAGCCCUGCGACCGAUACAACCACGGAACAGUCAUUGAGUUUUUCUGUGACCCGGGAUACACCCUGGCCAACGAUUACAAGUACUUCACAUGCCAGUCUGGGGAAUGGUUCCCCUCUUACCCCGUCAUGUGCAUCAAAACAGAGGCAUCAUGGCCGAACACAGAGGAUACCCUGCUCACCACGUGGAAGAUAGUAGCCUUCACGGCUAGCACGGUGCUGCUGGUGCUGCUGCUCGUCAUUAUCGCCCGGAGCUUUCAGACUAAGUUCAAGACUCAUUUCCUUCCAAGGAGCCCACAGGACAGCACAGGGGAGCCGGACUUUGUGGUAGUGGACGGGGUGCUGGUCAUGUUACCUUCAUACGAUGAGGCUGUGAGCAGCGCAGUAAAUAUCACCCCCCCGGGCUACACGCCCUCUGCAGGACAGAGGAGUCCCACCCCGACAGAUGAAUCCCACCCUCCGGCAUACCCGGGGAUCCCAGGGAACACUGACAGCUUGUGUGAGGAAUCAGAGACCUUUGAUAGUUUAUUGGAUUCAUCAGAACUCGCCCAAACCCUACACUCAGCGUCCCUGUCCCACGUCAGAGCUGCGUCUGCAGAGAAUGCGACCAAUGGGGAAGCGCCAUCCACCAGCCCCAGCAUCGACAUUGCAGAUGGUAAUGAAAUUCCACUGAUGGACGAAGAGCCAUGAAACUACAAUGGAGCAAGAAGGGAAAUGCGCAGAACAGAGUUCUAUGGACAAUCUUCCUAUUUAUCAGAAACCUUUCCAGUUCCUGAGUUUGUUGGUUAAACCUAGAAUACAAAGGACAGAGUUCUAGGGGCCGUGUUGCCGCUGGUGACCCAACAGAAAGGAUCUGUGGGGGAAAGGGGCUCAUUCUUCCAUAUGGAUAAUUGUGUUGAGGAUUUCACGGAAGCACGACCUGUGGAGGACACAGACUAUUUUCUAUAUACACAGAUCGCUGAGGAUACAGUUCCAUAUUGACUGAGAGAAAACUCAGGGUCUUUGGACAGGUUUUGUUUGGUCAAGCGAAAGGGCAAUACGAAUGCAAUUUGCUACAGGAGGUUCGCACUGUCCCCCAAAUAUUUACCCCCAUGGGAAUCAGGGCCAUAUAAAGAAGCUUGUGUAACAUAAUCAUGUCAUUCAGUCCUCCAAAUACCCAUUCCCAAACCAUUAACCUCAGACAGAGCUGAAAGCUACAGGUGGGGCACCCCUUACCAAAUGGCAUAUUGUGGGUUUAUUGUGUAAAAAGUAACACAACUACUGCAGGAAUCAGUUAAAACCCAACAUAUUUGCAAGUGUUAACGCACAGUUACAUUUUAUGUCACCAAAUUUACAACAUGGGAACAAAAAAUACUAAUGUUGAUGGUGGUUUGCACCCCUAGUAAGUCAGUGCUUAGAAACCCCCCUUGGCACAGGUCACAGUUUGGAAUCACCUUUGGUACCAACCAAAGAGUCUUUCAGUUUUGUAUUGUAGGGAUUUUUGCCUGCUUUUCCUUGCACUUCUGACUACAAGAUCAUGUUUAAGAUCUACCCACAGAUGUGCAAGGAUGUGUAAGUCAGGGGACUAUGAGGGCCACACAUCCCAGCUUGCUUUCCUUUUGAGGUCUGUUUGAGAUCAUUUCCUUGUUGUAGGAGCCGGAUCCCCUUUUCAGCUUCAUGGCUGAAUGUUUCACAUUGGCACCCAGAAUUUGCUGAUAUUUACUCGAAUCCAUUCUUCCCGCUACAGAAAGUACAGUUGUUUCAGUGCCACUGGGUGCAACUAAAACAAAAUGCUUAAGGGCCGUGACAGACGGGGAGAAAAGCUGCUCCUUUUUUCUACAAAUCUUUGGUAAUUGUGGGCAAAUAAUGACAUUGUUGAUUUUGAAAUUUAGCUCCCCUAAUCUUGUGAAAAGUGUUUAUUGUGCCAACAAAUGAGGCAACGUUUUGGGCAUAAGCCACAAAUGUAACCAAAUAUGUAGUUGGCCAAGGGGAGCCCAAAGCUUUGCAUUCAGCGACAUCCACGUGCCUUUUCCAAAGGACGACAUUCAUAAAUCCCACUGCUGAACUUGUCUUAUCACUCUGCAAAUAAACACCAUUGUCUCAUUAUAUUCCA
Xenopus tropicalis (tropical clawed frog) is the source of this 3279-nucleotide messenger RNA. It is a transcript of the gene susd4, whose product is annotated as sushi domain containing 4. The coding region runs from base 438 to 1877 and encodes 479 amino acids. The transcript is spliced from 9 exons. Lineage: Eukaryota; Metazoa; Chordata; Amphibia; Anura; Pipidae. The record is from RefSeq and is a predicted model, not a curated record. Gene Ontology annotation, biological process: regulation of complement activation.